Heterobasidion irregulare TC 32-1 is the source of this 1199-nucleotide messenger RNA. RefSeq lists its product as uncharacterized. NCBI's taxonomy places the organism in Eukaryota, Fungi, Basidiomycota, Agaricomycetes, Russulales, Bondarzewiaceae. Gene Ontology annotation, molecular function: protein binding; metallopeptidase activity. Bases 27 to 1043 code for a protein of 338 amino acids. Gene Ontology annotation, biological process: proteasome-mediated ubiquitin-dependent protein catabolic process. The transcript has 5 exons. The record is from RefSeq and is a predicted model, not a curated record. Gene Ontology annotation, cellular component: proteasome complex; proteasome regulatory particle.
CCUCGACAUCCCUCGCCGUCGCCGCCAUGGUCGCAACAACGACAGAACAACUAACAGCGCUCGCCGCUACCACCGUCGUUAUCCACCCGCUCGUCCUCCUCUCCGUCACCGACCACCACGCCCGGUCCGUCUCGAAAGGCUCGUCGAAGCGCGUCGUCGGCGUGCUGCUCGGGCAGGACAACGGCUCCACGAUCAACGUCGCCAACUCGUUCGGCAUCCCGUUCGAGGAGGACGAGAAGGACAGCAAGACGUGGUUCUUAGACCACAACUACAUCGACGGCAUGUUCGACAUGUUCAAGAAGGUCAACGCCCGCGAACGAAUGAUCGGCUGGUACCACACCGGCCCCAAGCUCCGCGCGUCUGACCUCGAGAUCAACGACCUCUUCCGCAAAUUCAUCGCACGGCCCGUUAUGGUCAUCGUCGACGUGCGGCCACAAACGGUCGGCAUCCCCACAGACGCAUACUUCGCAGUAGAGGAGAUCAAAGACGACGGCACAGAAACCCGCUCGACAUUCCUCCACGCGCCAUCCGCCAUCGAGGCCGAAGAAGCCGAAGAGAUCGGCGUCGAGCACCUCCUGCGCGACAUCAAAGACUCCACCACCACGACGCUCGCGACGCGUGUCUCCGAGCAGCUCGCCUCCCUCCGCGGCCUCCAAUCGCGCAUCGCCGACAUCCAGAAGUACCUCGCCGACGUCGCCGCGGGCGCGAUGCCCGUGAACCACCAGAUCGUGUACCACCUCCAAGACGCGCUCAACCUCCUCCCGGACCUCAGCGAUCCCGCGUUGACGAGCAGCUUCGCCGCGAGCACGAACGACGAGCUGCUCGUCGUCUACCUCAGCAGUCUCCUGCGCGCCGUGAUCGCGCUGCACGCGCUCGUGGACAACAAGGCGUCGAUCGGGCGCGCGGAGAUGGAGGAGGGCAAGGGCGAGCAGAAGAAGGGCGUCAAGUCGGAUGCGGAGAAGGAGAAGGACGGGAAGAAGACUCCGCCGGAGAGCGAGAAGGGCAAGGAGAAGGACUCGAGCAAAACCGACAAGGGCCUGUAGGAUUAUUAUUUCUUUCCAUCAUCUGCUACACUACUUUCGCUCUCGCAUGGCAUACAAUUGUAAACCAAAACAUCCGAGUCCCGAUGCACCUUCUCGAGAUGCAGCUUCUGUGAAGCAGACUUGACCCAGUAGUGAACAUCAUCAUAGUCGCAUCAC